Messenger RNA from Protopolystoma xenopodis, 312 nucleotides. NCBI's taxonomy places the organism in Eukaryota, Metazoa, Platyhelminthes, Monogenea, Polystomatidea, Polystomatidae. The record is from the annotation of a GenBank genome assembly.
AUGGCAACCGAAAAACCGACUAAAACACCAGUGGUGACUGGAUGGGAAAUCCGCCGACCCGAUGGUGGUCUGCUCAACCUCGGACUAUUGGCUGAAUCUGUACGCCGCUCUGGCGACCUGCUCCAUCUCAAUCGGCUUGCUCGGCUACCGUACUACUUGGUUGGUACUGAAGGACGAUGUCUUGUCAACCAUGGACGCCAAGUUUACUAUUCAGCCUACUUCCCUAUUCAGAUAGAGGCUAAGGAGCCAAGCAAGCAGGUGGAGGGUGAGUUCAAUAGUUGUGUCUUAGCAGAUUUAUCAAAAAUAUUUUAA